CAAAACAGCGUUGUGCAUAAGUCAAGAUUCAGCUUAGCCCACCUGUGAAUAUGAGGAAGCAAAAGCUGCAAGAAGAAAUUUGACAGGGACCUUUUUCAGCGGAUCCGGCGGGCUCUCCACCUGAUUGCAUCGGGAUGGCCCACCUAAAACUGCCACAGCCGUUUAUUGGGGGAUUGGACGGUCAACAACGUGCCAUGAAAUCUUCAUUUAAGGGUUACCAGCGAGCACUCAAGUCCGAGACCUCAGAGGCUCUCAUGAUGACUAGAUACCCA
Molecule: messenger RNA, 272 nt
Organism: Pyricularia grisea
Lineage: Eukaryota; Fungi; Ascomycota; Sordariomycetes; Magnaporthales; Pyriculariaceae
Exons: 4
Source: RefSeq, a predicted model, not a curated record